AUGGCAACUGUAACAAAACCGGAUACAAAAAGAACGCAUCUUAGUUGGUUUGAAAAUCUCCACACUGAAGGAAAGGCGGCUGAAGGUUAUCGGAAUAUAUCAUAUGAUAAUCGUCAAUUGGUUAGAGCUACACGCAUCGAAACAGAUAUAAAUACAAAAUAUGAUCAACUCCAAACAAAUAAUCGUUUAUCUGAUCGUAUAUGGAUUGUACGUCAAUGGCGUGAUAAAUUAAUUACUCAAUUAAAUAAACUCAAGCAAAAAGAUACUCAUUUAAAAGCUGUUAAAUAUAAAACACAAGAAUUUAUGACUAAAUUAAAUGAUUCAUUUGAUGUCAACAUUGAAUCUCUAACACAUUUGGAUCAUAGACAAAAUGAUGAGAAUAUUAUUGAUCCUGUUUUUAAGGAAUUAAACAAGGAACGUGAUCUAUUGAAAGAAAUACAAACAGAUCUUCAACGACAAAUCGACGAAGCAAUUCAUUUAUUAGUUGAAAUAAAUAAUGUAGCAAAACCAUUUUAUUCGGAUAUUCUUAAUAAAAACGAAGCUGUACAUAUCGAUAUUGAUGUUUAUAAUUUGAAUGAAAAGUCAUCUUGUAUUAGUCAAAAACCGUUCUGUGAACGUUUACCAGAAAGCUCAAUAGAUUUGCAAACAUGGGAGAACAUAAGUUAUCAAACUUUAGGAAAUGCUGAAAAUGUAAUUGAAAAGGCUGAUGAUUUACUACAUCGAUUGCAUAAUAGUCUGCAUAAAGCAAUCAACAGGAUGGCGAGUAAAGCUAGUCAAGUAGAUAAUGAACUACGUAGGCGUAUACAUGAUACUCUUAGAUCAUUACGUGAAAUCGAAUAUCAAAUUAAAAGUACUGAAAAUGAAAGAGAUGAACAUUUAAAAGAUAUAAAAAGUUUAGAAGAUACUGUACGUGCAAAAAAAGAAAGUUUAAAAUUAGCCGAAACACAACUGGAGAAACGUCAUAAUAGAUCGGGGAAUGAAAAUAUUCGAGAUGAUCCACAAUUAAGCCUGCUAGAAGAGUUAUCAAGCCUACGUAAUUGUAUUGAUAUGUUAGAAGAAAAACUUACAAAAUCUAGGAGUAUAUUGAAUAAUUUAGAACAGCAAAUUGUUCAACUACAUUAUGAUACUCAACAGAAACGUAAUGCUUUACAAAUUUAUGAAGAAAUUCAUAAUAUACGUAAACGUCUUGAUUAUACUACAAUUGUUGAUAAUAGUACAAAUACAAAUAAUCAUUUGUCAUCAUGUCCAAUGAUACCCAGUGGUAUUCAACGAGAACCAGUUUUAUUUUAA
This is a messenger RNA of Schistosoma guineensis, 1290 nucleotides long. NCBI's taxonomy places the organism in Eukaryota, Metazoa, Platyhelminthes, Trematoda, Strigeidida, Schistosomatidae. The record is from the annotation of a GenBank genome assembly.